CGCAGCACAACGAGCAAACGGAAACGGAAACGGAAGUGGAAGUGACAGAGGCUACACAUAGCAGAGCAAAUUGAACCGAACGAAAAAAAAAAACAGACAACAGAGAAAGGAAAUACUGAGCGCAGUGAAGUGUUUGUUUUUCGGCGUUAUCAGCGGAUGCACGCGCUUUCAGCUGUGAUUGGAGUAGGGAUUGGGAUUGACAUUGGGUCUGGGACUGGGAUCCACAGGAGGAGGCGGCGAGCCGGAGAGAGGCGUGUCACUAGCAGGUGGCGGCUGAGCCGGUUAAACCAGAGUCCGACGGCAAAAACCUCUUCGCUCCAAACCCCAAAGUUCAACGCAAAAACAAUAACAAAAGCGGGGCCAUAAUUAACCGCAUGCCGCAAGCCGCAAAAGGGAAGCAAAAACAAAUAUCGAAAUCAAAACAGAAAAAACAUCACAUACCUACGCACUGAGAGCGGGGCGGGAGAGCGAGCGAGCAAUGCGGCCUAAACGCUUUGGCAAUUAUGCCGAAAUUGUUAACAAAAUACGAAAUGUAUCAAACUAAAUAAAAGGCGACAGCGGCAGGAAACCGCAGAAAUUACAAAGGAAUCCAGCUGAGAAGAAACGCAGGGACUCGGCGACGACAGGUGGCAGGUGGCAGGUGGUCGCCUGGGGGCCUUCGCAUUGAAUUAAUUUUGGUAUAGGCUCAAAGUCCAAAACCCAAAACCCAAGACCCGAAACCGAAUUGAAACCUCAAUAGAAACACAAAACGGAAGCACAGAAACAAAAACUCACUUAGGUUGCCAUCCAAAUCAACGGCUGUCAGACAAAAAGUCGCUUUUGUUAUUGAUUUUUAUAAAGCCCAAGUAGCAGCGGCGGCAAACAACACCGAAAAGCAAUGAGCAGCCAGGAAAAAUAACACAAAGCCGCAGAGGAACAGAAAAUACAAAUACAACAAGUACAACAAAAACAACAAAUACCUAAAAUAUAACAAACACAAACCAAAUAGAAACAAAAAGCGAACGCAAUGUGAAUAAUUCCCCAGUUGAACUGAGCACGAAACAGAGAAAAACUGUUGGAAUAUAUUCCCCGCUCCUCCUCCCCUCACCCCAGCAACUUUCCCAAGAAGCUCACUAUAUAAUAGCGUACUAUCGGAACGUUCAUCAAAUGCGAUUCGAUUCGAUGACGAUUCAAAAAAGGAGACACACUGAAGAGACGGACGCGCACACGGAGCAGACCCGGCCCCAGCCCCAGCCCGAGCUCGAGACCCAUAAAAAUGUGUUAUAAAAAUAUACACGCAUAAAUUCACCCCCAACCACCAAGGACAUAAAUAUAUCAGAGCUGGAGGAAAUUUAAUGCAAAUGUCAUUGACAAAGUCAAUUAGCAGGAAAGCCAGGCACUAAACGAGCGGAAAUUGAAAUGGAAAUGGCAAUCGAACAGCUGCAGCGGCACAAUUGAGCAACAUUUUUGAACAUUUAAACAUUUAAAGAACUUCAGAAAUUGAUUUAACAAGAAACAAAAGCAAGGAGUGUGCGGGACUAAAGCAAGACUGAUUUUUAUGUUUAGUUAGAUUAUUUUUAAACAAAACAGCAGCAGAAGCAGCAACUAUUUGACAAAGGCAAAAACCGCAACGAAACUGCAACAACGAAUUAGCCAAGCGGAAACCCUAGCAAAGAGAAAACGCCGCCGCCCACCCGCAGGGAAACUGGGAAAUAUAUAGAGGAAAUAUAUAGAGAAGCAGCCGCCGAAAGCAGCUGAGGAAACAACAAAGGCGAGCAGAUUCGGAUUCGUACGGAGGAAGCAUGUUUGUGUUCAUAGCCGUGCUGUUUGUUAACGCUUGCCUGGCGGGCACCAUUCCGGCUACGCCGGAGAACAUAACCGUCACCUUUCUGACGCCCACGGCGGUCCGUGUGUCGUGGCAGACGCAAAUCGAUCUGAAGGCACAUCCCAUCGAGAAGUACAUUGUGACGUACAAGCCAACGGAUGACAGGGUUGUACAGGACGUCGCCGGCAGCAGCGAGGCCAUUGUCCUGGAUCGCCUGCUGCCCAGCACACAGUACUCGCUCGUUGUGACGGCCAUCUGGCAGGGCAAGAAGUACCGGAGUCGGGGCCAGAUCAAGUUCAAGACGCUGGAUCUGCCCAAGAACACCUCGCAGCAGGACUUUCCGCCGGGUAUCUAUGGCAAUGGCAGCAAUGGCGGUCGCAACGGAACCGGAAAUGCCAGCAUCUUUGGCGACGAUGUGACCUCCACGGCCACAAACACGCUGACACAUGGCACCACCAGGGAAUUGCCAACAAUCCGCGGCGUUGAAAUCGGCAUUGUCCUAAUCGUGCUGAUGGUUUGGGCUGGGGCUAUUGCUCUGUUCUUCAAUCGCUGGGGCAAAAUCCGGAUGCUGCUGCCCUAUCAGCCGGACUAUAAGCAUGAACAGCUCAAAGUGCCAGGCACAGGAGUGUGCAGCGCUGGCGGAUGCAAUGGCCAACAUUCACACCAGUUCGACAGCAGUGAAUGUGCCCACCCACCGUUGCACUGCAAUAGCCGCCACAUCCACAUGCUGGCUGAGGAGCACUCCACGUCCAUAUCGGAGCGAUGCACGCGCAGCCGGAUUAACUCGGCCAUCUUUGUGUCCUCGGAGGGUCGUGGCUUCGACUCGAUUGAGUUCCUCCGCCGGCACGGAUCCCAGAGCGUGCUCUGCCGGAAAGCCAAGAGUGCGGAGAAUAUCACGGAUAACGGAAGAAGGAAGAGCCUGCGUCCCUGGCGCACCGACGACGACUCCUGCAAGCAGCAGCACCUCUCGCAGGACAGCAACGACAUUGAGCUAAGGGAGUGCGGCGGCACGGGGGGAGAACUCCUUCGUCUGCCGGUCAUCCAUGAUGGCAAGCAGUCGCCCACGGCCGUAACCAGCCUCCUGGCCCGCUCGGCUGCCAUAACCACGGCCAAUGUGGUUGUGGGAAGCAUUUCGCUGGAGGCACCGCCACCCUACAUGCAGGAUGAUGAUGGUGACACGCUGUCCACGGCUGCCCUGAUCCACAGCGAUGCUGCCGCUGUGGUUCACGAAUCGCAGGACUCGGCGGAGACGGUGGAAGAACUGGUGCAUGUGCCCCUCUUGGCCAGUGCAACGGCCACGGCCAGCGUGUCGACCUCCUCCUCGCCCAGCAUCGCCAUCGAGGCAAAGCCCCGGGUUCUGGUGCACCAGCGAUCCUCGACAGCCUCCUCGUCGCCGCACAGCAGUCCCAAGAAUCUGGGGAGCCUCGGGCUCAAGAUCGUCAAGCCCAAGAUCAGUGCCGUGCCAAUGGUUUCCGUCUCGGGCCCCUCGCCGCCCAUUGAGAAGCCGCCGCUGGCGGAGUGCUUGUAACAAAUGGCAGCCGAAACAUUUAUCUAAGCUCGCGCUCAAGGCAACUGGACCCUGGAUCCUGGACAGCCCUUAGAAACCACACACGCCCCCCAGACACAACCACAGCCACAUCCAAAUCCUACUGGAAUAGUCGACAUAGAGUUCGAAGACGGAGAAAGUAUGCCAGCUGCUCAAAUAAGUGUUUCGGUGAGAGGCUUUAUAGUAGGGAAAAUAUGCAAACAAAAUCGAAAGAUAGCGAGGGAAGGAGUAGUUAUAGGAACAAAAAGAUAUAUUGUACCAAUGGUCAGCACCAGGCAAAGAAAGCUUUGUAAGUAUAUUCAACAACGACUGAAGUAUACACAUAUGUACAUUAUAAACGGAAUCAAUGGUAGGCGGUAACCUGUAGAACUUUUUAAGUCGAUAACUGUGUAUGUGUGUAUACAUACCUAUUAACUGAUAAAUCAGCUUUAACAACUAACGAGUAAACUAUCAGGCUUUAAUGUAACGACGACGAUGAAUUUCUGGUUUAACCUAGUCCGUAGACUCACCUAGCUGUUGAAAUCAAUUCUCUUUAAUUGUUCUCCUAUACAUUUAGCCAAAAAAAACGAAAAAAACAAAACAAAAGAAACUAACUACUUGGGCACCACAACUGUUAUACACGCGAUCUAUUUAGAUAUACUAAAUAUAUACAUAUACAUAUAUUUAUUUAUACACCCAGUAAAUUCACUUGUGUGCGUAUUAGGUGUCCUGCAGGAAUCAACAGGUGUGUCGUCUUUAGGGUUUCAAAUAAUUAGAAUCAAUUUUGAAUCAAAUUUAUUUGAUUUCAAAUCAAGAGUAUUCGAUAUCCCUCAAUCCCUAUUCAAUUCAAACGAAAUUAAUCCGAUUUGAAUCAAUUCUUUUUGAUUUUAAAAUCAAGUCUAAUUUAUCUUAUUCAAUUU
Drosophila kikkawai is the source of this 4249-nucleotide messenger RNA. The record is from RefSeq and is a predicted model, not a curated record. NCBI's taxonomy places the organism in Eukaryota, Metazoa, Arthropoda, Insecta, Diptera, Drosophilidae.